Saccharomyces mikatae IFO 1815 is the source of this 1218-nucleotide messenger RNA. It is a transcript of the gene GSF2, whose product is annotated as Gsf2p. The coding region runs from base 1 to 1218 and encodes 405 amino acids. The transcript has a single exon. The record is from RefSeq and is a predicted model, not a curated record. NCBI's taxonomy places the organism in Eukaryota, Fungi, Ascomycota, Saccharomycetes, Saccharomycetales, Saccharomycetaceae.
AUGGAGAUUUACAUUAGACUUAACGCAGAUGUCGAGCAUGACUAUGCAUUCCAGAUGUCAAAUGAAGACACUAUUAAUAAUAAGAUCAAGAAUAUUUUCCCUUCCGGAACGGGUUUGGCGGACUUAAUGGUGCUGAGACCAUCUAUUUUCCAUGAGAAAGUCCCUGUAAAGUUUCAUAAGUCCAUUCACCCGGGAUACCUGUCUGAGGGUGGUUGUUUGAUGUUCCAUUAUGACGCUGAUAACGAAGAAAACCUCGAGGAGUUGAACGACUCCAAACCACUUAUUGAUCAGUUGUGGCCUGGUCAACUUGUUGUUCCAGAAUGGAAACUCUCCAAGAAAAACAUAUGGGUGUACGCUACCAUCAUGCUGGCUUGGUUGUACACUGAUUUGCCCGACGCCAUUUCCCCAACACCGGGUAUUUGUUUGACUAAUCAAUUGUCUCGAUUAUUGAUUCCCGUGGCCAAACACAUGGACUUACCUGAAAUUGCUGCUAAGCUGGAACAAGAAAUUCAGGCAAACUAUUCUAGCCUUGUGGCUCAAUGGCUUUUCUUUGUCAUGCACAUUUUAAAAGUGGCGGUGAUUACUUUAUUUCUCAAACUGGGUAUUGCUAACCCCAUCAGCUUUAACCCUUACAAGUUAUGGACCCUGAGAGAUUUAACUUCUCCCUCUGCUAAGAGUAAUAAUGCUAAAAACUCUGCAGGCAAUAGUAGUGCUACUGACUUGAAAACACGUUUGCGCUCUCUAGGUUGGAUUGGCGCUAAGAGAGCUACCUAUGAUGAUUACCAAACUAACUAUUAUAACUAUGUCAUCGAUAAAAUGGGCGGUGCAGUUGCUGCGUACAGAGCAGGUGCAAUCAGGAAAGCAGCAGCUCCAGGUAUUCAAUUGGUGGCUGGCGAGGGUUUUCAAACCCCUCUGGAAGACAGGUUCACUGCUUCCACCUUCACGGCCAUUAAAACUGAACGUAAGUUUAUUCUAAGUGAAGAAUAUUUUGUGGAGCUGGAAAACAACUUAAAGAAGAUCUUGGAAGAAUAUGACGGUGAUAUUGGUAAAAUGAAUGCUGAAAUUCGGAGGUUUAGAAGGUUCGGUAUAUAUGAACCUGAUGAAAAAUUGGCCACACUAGUGAAGCUCAGAAGAGAAAUCGCCGACGAAAAAGAGAAAGCAUCUAACAAUGAUGCCGCCUCUGAUAUCGAAAAGAUUGAUGUGAAAAAAUCUAAAUAA